UGCUGUCAAGGAGCGGCGGAACGAGUUGGGCCGGAGCGAGUGGGAGGGCGGGGGAAGCCCGUGAUUUGGAGAUGGUUCUGGGGAGGCCGCGGUGAGCCUGGAGUCGUCGCUCCCUGGAGGGACGUGACCUCUGCCGCGAUGCUGAGGAGGAUUUUACAGAGGACUCCAGGCAGAGUUGGAUCUCAGAGCUCUGAUUCUGAUUCAUCCGCAGUCCCUGGAAAUGCAGUGGAUAUCAACAAUGAGAGUAGUUCAGAGGGAUUUAUUUGUCCUCUUUGUAUGAAAUCUCAUGGAUCAGCUGAAGAACUUUUUAAACACUAUGAAGCAGUUCAUGAUUCUGGUAUUGAUGCAAGUCAUGCAGGAGAAUCUAACAUGAGUCCCAAAAGUGAUGACAUAACUUUACUGAGGCAAGAAGUUCAAGACCUGCAAACUUCACUUAAGGAAGAACGAUGGUACUCUGAAGAGCUGAAGAAAGAAUUAGAAAAAAUUCAUGGGCAGAGGCAGCAAGAAUCCAAACCUGAUGGUCUGGCAACUGCUGCCUCUACAGAGUUGGAAUCUUUAGAACAGCAGUUAGAAGAUAGUCAAGUAGAAAAAUUUAAUAUUAAACAAAUGAAAGACUUAUUUGAACAGAAAGCAACACAACUGGCCACUGAGAUUGUGGAACUUAAAGCCAAAUAUGAUGAAGAAACAAGCCUUCGAGAACUUGCAGAACAGAAAGUGACUAAUUUGACACAAGAGUUACAGAAGCAAAAAGGUGUAUGUGAAGAUUUAAACACAGAGCUGCUUCAAAGACCUGGGGUAGAAGACGUUGCGGUUCUAAAGAAGGAAUUAGUCCAAGUUCAAACAUUGAUGGAUAAGAUGACUUUGGAAUGUGAGAAAGAAUCUGAGAAAUUGAAAGAUGAGUGCAAUCAUUUGAGAGCAGAUUAUACAAAUGCAAAGGCUACCAUUAAUAAGUUAAAUGCUGAACUUGCUAAAGGACCACAGGAAGUUGCUACAUAUGUACAAGAGAUCCAGAAUCUUCAAACUUCAGUUAAUGAAUUUGCCCAGAAAAAUCAGAGUCUAGUGGAAAAAUUAAAAAAGAAAGAAUUGGAAUAUAUCCUGUUAGAAGAAAGACAAAAUGAAGAAUCACUGGUUUUUGAAUUCCUUCUUAACAGUCUUCGACUUCGGUUUUUGGUCGUAGAAUUCCGUCUUAUGUUCGUCAAGCAACAACAAAGGGAAGAAAAAGAACAGCGAAGCCUACUGCUUCAAAACGAGCUCAAUCAGUUACACAAUAAACUUCUGGAAACAGAACAUCAACUUGGGGAAGCACAGGGCCGACUAAAAGAGCAGAGACAGCUAUCUAGUGAAAAGCUGAUGGAGAAGGAACAGCAAGUGGCUGACAUUCAGUUAAAGUUUUCACGUGCUGAAGAGCAGCUAAAGGAAAAAGCGGCAAAUACAACUGAAUUACAACAUCAAUUAGACAAAAUGAAGCAGCAGCAUCAAGAGCAGCAGAACCUUCAGCAAAGUACGACAGCAAAACUUCGAGAAGCCCAGAAUGAUUUAGAGCAAGUUCUACGUCAGAUUGGUGAUAAAGAUCAAAAAAUCCAAAACCUUGAAGCCCUGCUACAAAAGAGUAAGGAGAAUAUUUCUCUGCUAGAAAAAGAAAGGGAAGACUUGUAUGCAAAAAUUCAAGCUGGUGAAGGAGAAACAGCAGUUCUAAAUCAGUUACAGGAGAAGAACCAUGCUUUGCAGGAACAGGUUACACAGUUGGCAGAAAAAUUGAAGAAUCAGUCAGAAAGCCAUAAACAGGCCCUAGAAAAUUUGCAUGAGCAAGUGCAGGAACAGAAAUCCCAUUUAAGAGCCUCUCAAGAUCAUGUUCUUUCCUUGGAAACAACUACCAGUGAGCUACAUAAUCAGCUAAGUGAAAGUAAAGAAAAAGUAAUGCAACUUGAUUUGCAGGUAAAAGCAAAGACUGAAUUGCUUCUGUCAGCGGAGGCAGCAAAAGCUGCUCAGAGAGCAGACCUUCAGAAUCAUUUGGAUACUGCCCAGAAUGCGUUGCAAGACAAACAGCAGGAACUAACAAAAGUCAGUACUCAGUUGGAUCAAGUUGCUUCCAAGUUGCACGACAAAGGAGAAUACUGUAUACAGCUGGAAUCCAGUCUUAAAGAGUACAAAGAAAAGCACCUUAAUUUAGAACAAAAAACAGAAGAGCUGGAAGGUCAUCAUAAGAAACUUGAAACUGAUCUUUUUGAAGUUUUGGGACAAAAAGAAAAGGCUCUUCAAGAACUAGAGCAGCAAAGAAAACAGUGCACGGAGUUGAACCUCAAAGCUGCAGAACUGAGCAAACAGUUAGAAGAAGAGAGAGAAAUGAUAUCUAGAGCCAAAUUAGACUUACAGAAAAAAAAUGAUACAUUAGAAGAAGUAAGUCAACAAAGAUUAAAGCAAGAAGAAGAAAAUGAAAAACUAAAGUUAGAAAUUGAGAAAUUAAAUCAAGAUAAAUUGAAGUAUCACAGGGAAUUAGAUGGAAAGUUGCAAACAUUAACGGAUGAGUUGAAGAAAAUGAAGCUCGAAAAAGAUACUCUAUUAAAGGAAUUUGAAAUCCUCAAAAGUAAACUGUCAAACAGCAAUGAAUCUUUGGAAGAAGCAAAGAAUGCAUUGGAGAAAGAGAAAGAGAGAGGAAAGGCAACCGUGGCUGAAAUUGAAAAAUCUUGUCAAGAAGCUAGACAUCAACUUCAAUUACAGUCGGAAUCUAUAGCUAAAGAACAGAAUGAACUGAAAAACUUACUGGAAAAACAAGAUGGGAUAUCCAAACAGCUAGCAGCAGAGCUUGAUUUGGCACGUGUACAAGUCCUGCAGCUUCAGGGUUUUCUCAAAGACAAAGAAAAAAAUGAACAACAGCUCCAAUUAAAGGUAAAAGAAUUGAAGGAAUCUUUUGACCAGAAGAAAAAACAAAAUGAGAUACAACAAGCUGAAUUAAAAACAGCCCUAUUAGAAAAGGCAGAACUGGAAAAUAAAUUGCAGCAGCAAAUAACAUUAUCAGAACAAGUCCUUGGUACACAGAAGGAAAAAAUAAUAGAACUGCAGAAAUCCCAUAAAAAAGUUCAAGAAAACAUGGAAAAACUUCAACUAGAUAUUUAUGGUAAAGAAUCUGAAAUCUUGGCUAUACGGCAAGACCUUAAGAGCACAGAAGAGAAGCUAGCUUUGGCUCAAGAAGAAUUGAUUUCUAAUAGAAAUCAAAUUAGUAAUCAUAAUCAAUUGAUCAAAGAACUUAAGACUAUAAGAUCUACACUGGAACAGGAUGGGUCCAAAAAAGAACAGCAACUGAAAGAACAAGAGAGGUUGUUACAGGAAAUACAAAAAGAUAAGGAUUUAAAAGAAAAAGAUUUGUUUAAUGAAAAAUCGAAAACCUUGGAACUCUAUAACAUCAAUUGCAAACAGGAAGAAGAAAAUGUGAAACUGAGGGAUGAAAUUAGAUUCUGCAAACAAGAGUUUGAGAAGGAGAUAUCAAAUCAAAAAGAUGCCAAACAGCUGUUGAUUAAACAGAAACUAGAAUUACAGGAAAAGGUUGAUAAUUUUAGUAUAGCUAUGGAGCAAGAGAAGAAAAACCAGGAAGUCAUGAAAGAUCAGUGGAAGAAGAAAGAAGGGGAACUGAAGAAGAAAUGUGCUGAGAUAGAAGCAAAACUGCAAGCUUUGAUCAAGAAAAAAGAUGAGCAGUGUAAAAGUCAUGAAGAGGCUGAGUGUAAGCUCAAUAUGCAGAUAACAGCACUGAAUGAAAAUCUAGGGACAGUGAAGAAAGAGUGGCAAAGCAGCCAAAGAAGGGUUAGUGAAUUAGAAAAACAAAUAGAUGAUCUGCGUGGAGAAAUUGCAGUUCUUGAAGCCACUGUCCAAAACAAUCAGGAUGAGAGAAGAGUAUUGCUGGAAAGGUGCCUUAAAAGUGAAGGAGAAAUUGAAAAGCUUCAAAGCAAACUCAUUGAUGCACGAAGAAAACUGGAUGAUACAACUGCAGCCAUGCAGGAGCUAGGGAGAGAAAACCAGUCACUACAGAUUAAACAUACGCAAGCAUUAAAUAGGAAAUGGGCUGAAGACAAUGAAGUUCAGAAUUGCAUGGCUUGUGGAAAAGGUUUCUCUGUAACAAUAAGAAGGCACCAUUGCAGACAGUGUGGAAAUAUUUUCUGUGCUGAGUGUUCCUCAAAGAAUGCCUUAACUCCUUCCUCUAAGAAACCCGUUCGUGUCUGUGAUACCUGUUUCAAUGAUCUACAAGGAUAAUUACUCACAACUCUUACAUGUUAUGCUAGAGUAAAAUUUCUGUUAUGCACUUAGUACAAUACUCAGACUACUAUUUUGGGUGGGCACUGAUUGUAACAAUUGACAAAAUUAUAGUAUAGUGUUUAACUGGUAACGUCAAACAAUUGUACUUCUUGUGAAGUUGAAAUUAUCUGUGACUUACUUGGUUUUGGUCAAAGAGAGCUUCUGUGUCAAGUUUAUAAGUCUCCAAUGACUUGUAAAUAAAAUUAAAAUAGAGGAAUUACAAUGUAUUUUUUUAUCCUAAUUUGUUUGUUCAAAAACAACCCCUUUAAACAAUUUUGCAGGGAUUUUGUGUUUCAAUUAUUGCUGCAUAAGUAUAACUUAAUGAUUCUUCAGAAAUGUAUAAGGUAUUAAUAGCCUCAAAUAAGCAGCUUUUCAUGUCUAUUGUUUUUUUUCCUCUUUUUUCUUCUUAAUUUUUUACUGUGAGUUCCUUUUUAUGAUUAUGUCUAAUUAGUGGAAGCUGCCUUGAACUCUCAAGAUUGUCAAGCUGUUUUUCUAUAGUAUCACUGUACAAUAUAUGUUACAGAUAAUGAAAAGCAAUCCCAAUACUAUAGUGUAGAUCUGAUAUUUCUUCUCUAAGGAUAUGCUGCAUCCUGUUGAAAAUAGUUGGGCUACAUCAUCUUUGAUAUGCAAAUUCUUAUGCUCCUUUACAUUUCUUUGUACUAUUCAAAUAUGUUUGCACUGUUCUCUCAAAUAUUGCCUGGAAGAUCCAAGCAUAGCAAAUUCUGGUACUGAAAGAUACAUAGUUAUGAUAAUUAUUAUUUUAUAACUCCACCAUUUUCAAGGUGCAUGUUCCCCAUUUUAAUUAGUAUUACAAAUCUUUGUCCUCCUUAAAAUUUGGAAUGAAACUCAGCACUGGUAAAGAUUGAAGAGAAACCUAAAUUCUCAGUAGUUUCUCUUGUUUUAUGUUAAUUAAGUUAAUUAACAAUCUCUCUAAUUAUGGAGUUUAUUAAACAGUAAUGUCAUAUUUUAUUCAUCUGAAAAUUAGUUAAAAUUACUGUUUUGAAACUAAUAGAUGGAUAACAAAUGUUUGUUUCAGUUGAGAUUGGGAUAUACAUACACUACUAUGCACAUUGUGCUGGUAUAAAAUAAUGCACUGGUAAAAUCUAGUUUAGUAAAAUAUAGUUAUUAGUAAAAUGUAAGGUGAUAUUUAAAAUCAUUUUUUGGGGAUUUGUAACCUAUUUGCAUGGGAGAUGAGUGCAGUUGUAGACAUAGAAAUGAAUAUGGAAGUAGAAAAAAAGUAACACAGGUAGUUUAAUAAAGAUAUAUGGAUAGAGAGGGCUUUCCGUGUAGAAGAUUCUAGUUCUACUGCUUGUAUCUCCAAAUAAUGAAAUCACAGGUACUAGGGCUUACACACUUUUUUUUCUUGUCUGAAAUCUUGGAGGAAAAAAUAGUUGUGGACUAUACAAUGGAUUGAUAGAUCAAAAGUCUUAAAGAUUAUGAGUCAGUAUGAGGUAAAAAUGUCCAAAUGGUCAAAUAUGAGUAUAACGUAUAGAGGUCAAAUCUUCUAAGUCAGCUAUUCAUAGAGUCUACAAUAGAAAUAUAGUUCAGAUGCUAUCCAGCUGUUUUAUUCACUACUAUUACUUUAAUCUAAAUUGGAAAAAGAUAAAGUUUGAAGUAUUCAUGAUAGGAACUGAAUUUUAUUGGGGCUAUCUUCUAAUUUAUCUUAAUUGAUUAAUUAUAUAUGUAACUCUUCAUCUCAUAAAUUAACAUAUAAAGAAAUUGAUUCAGAAGGGGGAAGUAAUAUUUUUUAAGAUGAUGCUUGUAUGGGUUGUAGCAGGUGUCAUUUUGGAAAUGGCUUCCUAUAUAUAAGAUAAGGUGGAAUUGUUUUCCAAGGUUGUAUCUGCCAUUUGCAUUUUUUUCUAAGUAUUUUUAAAAGAAUAUUAAAAACAAGCAAACUAUCUGCUCCUCAUUUAAGUGGGAAUUUGAUUUCAUUGCAGUCCCUAGAUGUUUUACAUACAUUAACACGCACAUGGAUAAAGUUCAGCUUGUCCAGAGAAAGGAAAUGAGGUUGAUCUGAUAGUUUAAAAAUUGAAAACUCAGGAAGAGCAAGGUAUUGCAUUGUCACUUGCACUAUGCACUUUUUAGUGUAACCAACACUAUAUGCAAGAGAAGGAACAAAUGUUUGCAAGAAGUGAUGUAGUAAUUGGUCUACAAAAUUGUACAUUCUUAAUUAAGUGCUCAUUCAAUUCCCUAGUAAUUUCAUAUUGUGUUUAGGAAUAUUAUGUCCAUAAUUUCUAUGGACAGAGGAUAUAUAUUUUAGUAUACAUAGUGUAUGCUAAAGAACUUUGCAUUUUCUUUAAAAGCACUGCUUGAUUUUAAGAAUAGAAAAAGUAGACUUGGCAAUUUUGCACAUUUCAUGUUCUCAGUGGCUUUCAUUGUUCCUAUAUAAACAUUUGUUAUUAAAUUACAUUAAAAUUUAUUUAGAUGAUCUAUUUCCAGGUCAUAGCAAUAAACAGAAAAGGAAAUUCCCUACUUAAGAACAGAAAUGUUAGUAUUUGUAUUGUUUCUUUAAAACUUAGAAGUGGUAUAUUUUCACAGUUUCUAUUUAGCAUUUAAAAAAUGAAUAAAGCUGUCCUUAUUUAACAUUAACUGCUCUGCCUCAGUAUGGAAUUGUUUGAUAGCAGGCACACAGGAAAACAGUCAUGAGAAAAGUAGUUUGUGUGGUAGACAACACCAUUCAGCAGAGAUUUGUUUUUCUGCUGUGAUCUCUUUAAAACCCAUAUGAAUAAGAUUUGUUAUUGGCGUUUUGAAUUUAUAAAUUUCAAAUACAGUAUAUGUUGUUGAUUAGUGUGGCAGAUUUGAAUAACUUUCAUGCCACCUACAUUGUAAUAUGUGGUUAAAUCCAAACUCUUUGCACCAAAGAGAAAGAAAAAAAUAUUGUUACAUCAGGUUAAUACACAAAGAAACAUUUUGUAAUAGAAAUCUAUCCAAAAUGCUGCUUGUAUAGGAUUUAUCACUUUUGUAAUAAAAUUAUUUUAAAAACACACAAAAAGCCCAGUUGAAGAAUGCCACUAUGUAAGAUUUCAUUUUAACUACCUCUUGAUAUAAAACUCAAGUUGAGCCCAUUUUAAAAUGGUUCCCUCACUACGAUGUUAGGUUUGAUUUGUGAUUACUGCCAAAUUUUAAAACAUUUUGAUUCACCAAAAAUGUAAUAUUUCAAUAUGUGUGCUUAUGUAACUUACAGUUAUUAUGAAUCGAUACUCUUUUGGUUCUACAAACCUAUAGGUGUUGGAGAAAAAUUAAAUUAUACAACUGUUCCUAAUUAUAAUGUUUGAUCUAUAUCAGCUGUAUGUGUCACAUUGGCUGCUGUUAAUAUUUACAUGUCAUUAAGUUAGCCUCUAUUUCCAGUGCUUUUGACAAGAAAUUGAAAAAUGCUAUUAUGCUAUAAUGGAAGUGUGCCACAAAUUGUAUUGUCCUAUUGGCCUCUUUUUAACUAUUGGCUUAUUAUGGUUGCAGAUGUGAAUAUUGUGCAUAAUGUUUAUUGGGUGGGGUCUGUAUAUUGUAUAAAUUAGACUUGAAGAAUUUCUGUGCUUAUCUUAAAUUACAGAUGUAUUAAGGUAGCUUUAUCUACAUAAGAUUGCACUUCUUUUUCAAGUGGAUCCUUACAUUCACAUUAUCUUUAGAUAGUCUUGCAUGGCAAUUUUUAUCAGGUGGAUUCUCUUAAGUCCUUCUUUGAGUGGUGUGUUUAUGACUUGUAGUCAUGUAGUCGUGCCUUAUAAUGUUAAAGAGUUUAGUUCAGUAUGCACUGUAAUUCCUAAACUCUGCAUUUGGAAAGUGAUGGAAGCUGAGUAGUAAGAAAAAUGACACCAUGCAAUCACUAAUUCUGUAUGAAACCCAUGGGUGGAUACUUAUGGAAAUAUUACUUUUGUAUUCUAUUAUUGGGCUGAAAAUAAAAUUAGAAAUUUUUAAUAGAC
Protobothrops mucrosquamatus (brown spotted pit viper) is the source of this 8198-nucleotide messenger RNA. It is a transcript of the gene EEA1, whose product is annotated as early endosome antigen 1. The record is from RefSeq and is a predicted model, not a curated record. Bases 139 to 4242 code for a protein of 1367 amino acids. Gene Ontology annotation, biological process: endocytosis. Gene Ontology annotation, cellular component: early endosome. Gene Ontology annotation, molecular function: metal ion binding; 1-phosphatidylinositol binding. The transcript has 30 exons. NCBI's taxonomy places the organism in Eukaryota, Metazoa, Chordata, Lepidosauria, Squamata, Viperidae.